Lentinula edodes (shiitake mushroom) is the source of this 2168-nucleotide messenger RNA. Its product is annotated as glycosyltransferase family 69 protein. The record is from RefSeq and is a predicted model, not a curated record. The transcript has 4 exons. Lineage: Eukaryota; Fungi; Basidiomycota; Agaricomycetes; Agaricales; Omphalotaceae. The coding region runs from base 153 to 1964 and encodes 603 amino acids.
ACGAGCUACACUUUCUCAAAUUAUACAAGGGAAAAAAUGUCUAAGCGCCUACAGUAUUCAUAAGCGCUGAAAGCCUGCUCUUACCUUGGAUUGUGACCGACAUCGAGGGACUUUGAGGGUUCAAACUUCAUUCUGCCGUUUUGACCUACAUUAUGGCGCUUUCUCUGCGGCGGCGAAACUUGUCUCGCAUUGUGUUUGUAGCGGCAGCUCUGUUCCUUGUUCGAGCACUCUUUUUCCCUUCUUCAGACCCAACAUCCUCGUCGCGUUCAUUCGCGACCACAACACAUUCCAACCAGAUUGAAGAGCAUAAUUUCAUCGAACGUGCCACUCGGCCAGACAAAUCAUUGAAUGUCCAGAAGCACAAGUUCUUGCAGGCGAGGAUAGGAAGAGACUCGAGACAUGAGGUGCUCGGAGACGUGAUUCGCAAUGGCAUUAAUGACUACUGGGAUAGAUUUCAGCUGCCUAUUAUGAGCAAAGACACUGCCCCUAUGGACGCUCAGCAUAUUUUGUCCGCUAUAGACCAACUCCUCUCCCUGAAUGGAUGGGUUGCGGCGCUCUGUCCAACUCUUGUUCGACCUUUCAACCAGAAUAGGCGUGAAGAUGCCUGGGAUGAUAUCAUUCGUCAAGAUCAUCUAUACUAUUUCGCCAUAGUCAUCCAUUCCGCUGACCAUUUCCUGGUUGACCAACUAGCUGUCAUCGUUCAGAUGGCAAAGAGACUGGGGACAAACAAUAUCUUUGUCUCUAUGCUGGAUUAUGACUCAAGAGACUCUACGGAAACCAUAGUUGAUCUUUGUGAAGCUGUACUCACUCUGCUGGGUGUCCCUUUCAGAAUUCGUCGGGUGCCGGGUAUGACAGAGGAUCCCAAUACUGCCUACUAUCCCCUCGAGGAGGCCCAUAUGCGAAACCUCGCUUUGGAACCUCUGAAAGAGCUGCAACACAAACGUCAGAUCAAAUUCCAUCGUGUUAUCUGGCUCAAGGGAUUUACGUGUCCUAACGAUAUCUUGGAGACAAUUAAAAUCAGUUUUGCUAAUGAUGCGGCUAUGGUCUGUGGAAUGGACUGGGCAGAACACAACGGCUUCUUCAUAUUUUCCGAUAGGUGGCGUACACGCGAUAUUGAAGGUGAUCAGUUUAGGCAAUCCAAAUCCUCUUCGAAACCGGAUGCUGUGCCUCCUCGAGACAAAGUCGGUGCUUCUCGCUACGCUCAGCAUUUCCCGUUCCAAGUCUUCUGCUGCGAAGCGGGUACUCAUGUCGUUGAUCCCGCUCAGUCGUACUACAAAGGCAUCUCCUACCGCGCCGGAACUGAUUUCCAUAAUCUCAGCACCCCAGAGGACCCGCCCGUACGAACGCCCGACUCACCAUGUUUGGAUAGCAGUCAGGCUUGGUUCUGCCGUGACUUGUGGGUACGCACUGCGCGUGAUGCAAUGGAUGAGGUUGACCGGGUGAAUGGUGGCGCUCCUAUUAGAGGGAAUAGAAAACGCGAUGUAAACCUUAUCGACGUGGCAGAGAGAGAUCCGCUCAUGGAUGAAGCCCGUGCUGCUGCUGCAGAAGAGGGGAAACAAAAACGGGAAGCUGCUGCUGCCGCUGAAGAUCCGGACGCGAAUGUUGGCUCAGACUACGAUGCCAUGUCAGACGAAGAAGGCGGUGAAGUCGUGCCUCCGCUCGAAGACAUUGAGCCCGGGAAGCUGUCCAUUCCCAAUUCUGUAUUUAGACCUGCAAGAAUCCUUGUGAACCCUAGGUGUCCAACAACGUAUGCAGGGGUUAGUCAUACACAACUCGCCCUCGAUUUGUUUGGAAAUGGAGAGAAUAAAGAGGAAGUGCGAGGUAAAUAUGUACUUGAAGAUUGGGAGGGAGCUCCCGAGAGUUUCGUGUGCCAGGAACAAAGACAAACGGGUGGCCGGAAAGCCACAAAAACUCAACGUAGACUUGGGUUCUCAAUUCACGAUGAGCUGCAGAAAUUGCAAUGAACUCAGUGGGGAUAGAUUAUUGACCUGUAUAAUUAUACUAUUCUCUUUCUGGACCACGCUUUCCCUUACUUUACAGUACCGUGCCCGAGGGCCGAAGGCCUUUAUGACCUGAUUUUAAACCCCAUGCAGGCGACUGAAAUUGCUUAGAAUUGAGGCUCACUCAGCGCAGUACUCAGCCGUGACUAAGACACGAGAUGUCACAAC